AGGUUUGCUUUUGGUUUCUCGACGACCCCGGUGAAGUGUAUUCGUUCUCUUAAGUAAGACCUCCGUUUUCGGACGCGAAUCCUUUUGGCAUUUUCUCGGAUGAAUUUUCUGCGGAAGCGGGGAUGCCGUCGAUUUUGAGCCCCUAUUUGAACUCGUCAAGUCUCACAUUGUAAUCAAUCGUUGCUUAUCCCCAUGCGACAAGCAUUCGCGUGAUGUACUGAAUAUCAAGCAUUUCCCCGACAAACCAAGAAAAGUUGUCCCCCAUCAUGACGACUCUAUCAUCUAGUGGUCCUCGUAUUUCACCUUCCCAACGACCUUCUGGCCAGCAUUACGAACACGAACGCGGCGUCCUUUCGAGUUUUUCCGAGGCCGACUGGCGCCGAAAGCUUCUGCAAGCGAGCUCGCUUGGAGACCAGGAUAAAGUGCGGGGAAUAGGACCAACAGCUGCACCCUCAAAUCCUGCACUAUCUGCUGCAAACGAGACGGACCUGGUCGCCCGGAUCGCCACGAGUACUUAUCUGAACCUGUACGCGGCCGCAAACGCGGGUAACUCGAGCUACAACAUCGAAACUGCGGACGCCAACCUCCAGUCGCACUUGCUGCUUUCCGACAGGACGGACCAGGAGGAUUUCGACCUCGCAGUGGCCGAUGAGAACUGCGCGGAGCACGGGCGGGGUGUACCACCAGCGGAGACUACUAUAAAAGAAGAAGCAGCCAGAGCCAACAACUUUUAUAAUGAUCCGUUCAGCGUCGGCCCGCGGGGGGACGGGAUUUCGCAAGUAGAACGGGAUCCAGCACUAGUAGACCCAAGCUGGAGUAGCCCAGCUGUCAGCUCCUCCCUCGUGCAGCCAGCGAGCAACGUGUUUACGUUUGCUGGGGAGCCACGGGAUGGUGAUAAGAAUGGCGCAACAAGAGGCUUAAAUUCGAAAGUAGAAGCAGAAAAGGACAACGAAGGACUUGUACAGAAGCAGGUUGAACCGGAAAAUGCACUUAAAGAGAAGCCCAGUACGACCAGCACAGGGUUCCGCUGGACGGAUUUUUUUAUGAUGCGCCGCGCUGCGAGUCCACCUGCCGAAAAAGAACUACAACAGGCUGCUGAUGGUAAUAAAGCAGAAGAAGGACAGACGAGUACCCGCACGAACCCGGAGUUUUUGCCUCCAACAACUGGAACAAACAAUGCGAAGACAUCGGACGCCGGUACAACUUUAAGAAAUGGAGCCGAACAUCAAAACCCAAACCCCCUCGAGAACUUCCGGUGGACGGAUUUUUUCCUGAACAAUGGCAAUAUGACCACGGCGCCGAAUGGCCUUCCGGAGCAGAACCAUAGGCAGCAAUUGGAGCAAGAGAUAAUGGAUACCAGCAGCUUGGAACUGGACGUGGACGGUCUGGAUCUGAGCCGGGACGCCGCGGCCGUGCGGCCAACCCCGCUCGACGCGUCCGGUGCCAUCGGGGAUCGUAGGAAUGGGGCGGGGAGUACUAAUGGUGCUCCCUUGCCGCCUGGCAAACUACAGCCCAGGAAUUCGCCGUUCUGGGACCGCAGAUCGGAGUUUCGAUUCACGAAUUUUUUUCAGCAGCAAGACCAAGGACCGUAUGACAUGCAGACACGGGCGGGAAGGGAUCAGAGUGCGGGCGGACAGGGAUCGGUAAGAUAAAAAGUACAGAUUUUUGACGCAUACGGUUAGCUUUACUAGAUUGUCCGUUCCGGAUGCAGUUGUGGUACAGUUACUGCUAGUGGGAAUCGGAAUUUCCAAUAUUUUCGCAUGCAUAAACGGUGACGAUUUUACCACUGUAGGUUGCCAUCGUGGUGUUUGCGAUUCCAUAUCCAUUGUAAGGUCAAAUCUCGAAUUAUAAACACAGCCUCCUUCCCCUACGAGUACUGGCAACCAGCGCGCGGCGCACCAGGUGCACCAAAUCGCGAUUGCGCACGCGCGGCGGUCGACCCGGUCAGCGGACCGCUUUUUCAGCCCGGUGGACGACCAGAACCGGGUGGCGGUGGCGCACACCCGGCGCAAUAUGCUGGAGCAAGAUUUGGCUUUCUACGACCGCCAAAAGGUUCUUCUGGAGCAGACCUUUCUACCUCCCGAGGCCGACGUUGAGCCAUUCGGGAAGAUGAACAAAUACAAUGCACUAGAUGAGAACACAACAAAUGCGAAAGCUUCUGCAGAUGUUGACCCACUGCACCUCCUCCUUCCCGAGCCGCCCGGACUGGAUUUUCCGGUACUGCAAGCGCGAGAAAUGAUACUUGAGGGCCCUCGUCGUGCUUCUUCUAGGUCCCGCCGACUUGCGGCCCAUCGGCCGCGGAGGCUUCCGACCAUCCAGCCCGACUUUCACCUUGCGCGGAAUCGAACCCGGGCGCUAGGACCGACGGGGACCACGUUGCUUAGUUCCCGGGGGCCGACGGUGGACCUGGAGCGGGGGCCAAGUGGUUUCAGCCGGGCCUCGGACGACCAGGGGACGAAUGGUAAACCGAAUUCAACAGCUUUGGACCAGCUAUUCGAAGCACGAAGCAAUGCGACCAGUAGGUGGAGUAGGAGAAGUGGACGAGGUCAAGAUGCGAAUCCUAGAAGAGCGGGUCUGCAGGAAGAGGUCGAACAGAUGCACCAGCAGGCCGGUCGUGGGCACGACUACGGAGGCGGGAGCAGCGGGGGCACAGCAACGAUGGCAAGGCGCGAGGAAAAGAAAAAGAGUCGUAACGGCGGAAGACCAGGAGCAAAAUCGGGAACAAUAGACGCGGCCGCUACUUACACCAAUCCCCGAGUGACGUUUGAGUCCGAUAAAAAUUUGUUGCUCCCAGAACCAGCAAGAAUGAACGAAGCCGAUGCACCACCGGCGCCGUCCCAACAAGCUGCGAUCGCCCAACAUGGUCGUCAAUCCAGCCUGCGGCAGCCCACGAUCGUCGAGAUUUACGUUGACACCGGUGAGGACGGGGCGAAGGACGUGUACCUGGGGCCGGUGGACGCGUGGGGAAGCCCCAGCGGGCCCAACGGUAUCCUCCGCAUGGCGGACGGCUCGGUCUACAGCGGGGAUUUUGAAAACGGCCAGCCCCACGGGCAGGGCGACUACGAGGGCGAACACUGCUGCUACAGUGGGGAGAUGCAGUGCGGCAAGUUUCACGGGUUCGGGCGCAUUCAGUACAAACUCCAAGUUGUACAGCAGGCGACGUUGGGAAGCAACGGCGGUUAUCGAGAUGAUCAGAGCAUCGUGGUGAAUUACCCGAAGAACACGACCAGCGUGCUCGCUGGUUACGUGUACGAGGGGGAGUUUGAGGACGACCUGGAGCACGGGCAGGGCCGGUACUAUUUCGAGAACGGAGACGUAUACACCGGCUGGUUUCGGUACGGCACGCCGGUGGGGGACGGGAUCUACAGCCAUGCGGAUAGAAGUUUGAUGCGAGGAAACCAGCUUGGUGGUCCGCGGGCGGCGAACAUGGGUCCCGUGUUUUUCAGCGGGAGUGCAUGACCAAGAGGUGGACGUGUUAGGAUAACGACUUCGUAUCUCGUUGCUCAUGGUGGUGAUUGCGCUUCUUAUUUCUCACAAUGAGAAUCAGGUGUUUAUCUGUAUCCGUGUUUUUGUUCCUCCUGUUCAUGAUCGUUCUUUUUCCCAUUCCCUUUGGAUACUCUACCCGUUCCUCCCCGACAGGUAAGUAUGACAAUGUUGUCAAGAAUUGCCUGUUCGAAAGUUCUUACUUUUGAAAGGUCAUCUACUUGCCGUCAUGUAAUCAAUAUGAGGUGUAGAUUGUCGAACACGAGUGCCUUCUACGAACUUAAAU
Messenger RNA from Amoebophrya sp. A120, 3769 nucleotides. Lineage: Eukaryota; Dinophyceae; Syndiniales; Amoebophryaceae. The record is from the annotation of a GenBank genome assembly.